This is a messenger RNA of Penicillium brevicompactum, 897 nucleotides long. RefSeq lists its product as uncharacterized. Lineage: Eukaryota; Fungi; Ascomycota; Eurotiomycetes; Eurotiales; Aspergillaceae. Gene Ontology annotation, cellular component: EMC complex. Bases 1 to 897 code for a protein of 298 amino acids. Gene Ontology annotation, molecular function: protein binding. Gene Ontology annotation, biological process: protein folding in endoplasmic reticulum. The transcript has 4 exons. The record is from RefSeq and is a predicted model, not a curated record.
AUGGCCGGCACUAUUUCCGAUGUCCGCGAGAUCAGCGGGACAGAUAUGAUCUCAGCUCUGCAUCUUGCCCAACAAGCACCGGCGAUCCUGGGUCAGGAAUCCGGUUCCGUCUCCGCCUCGAAGGAUACCGCAGAUUACUAUGCACGGAUAGAGCAACUCCUGCUGGCAUGUCUCCGAACCGGAGAUGACCAGACAGCACAGACCUGUUUGAAUCGCCUGAGUCUUCGAUUCGGACCUUCCAAUGAGCGGAUCAUGGGACUGCGAGGCCUGUACGAGGAGGCCACUGCCAAGGAUCAGGCUGCAUUAGAGAAAUGCCUGCAGGAAUACGACACCACCCUGUCACAAAGUCCCGUGAAUGUGCCCAUUCUCAAGCGCAGGGUUGCGCUGUUGCGCUCCCUCAACCGACCCACCGACGCGAUCACCGCUCUCAUUCAGCUCCUCGAUGCGAUUCCCACGGAUGCCGAAGCCUGGUGUGAACUCGCCGACCUCUACCAGUCUCAAGGGUUAGGCUCCCAGGCUAUUUUCAGCUUGGAGGAGGCUCUGCUUAUCGCGCCCAACGCGUGGAAUAUCCAUUCCCGGCUCGGGGAACUCCUCUACAUUGCAUCCUCGGAUGGCGACGCGCCUCGACUCCUUGGCAAAUCGGUGCAGCAUUUCAGCCGAAGUAUUGAACUCUGUGAUGAUUACCUGCGAGGCUUCUACGGGUUAAUUUUGGCAUCGACUCGCAUGCUCGAAAAUAACUACACCAGCCCACCCCCCCAAGACGCUGGAGCGGUUAAAAUCAUUUGCGCUCCACCAGUUAGGGAGAUUGUGAAAUCACGAUCGGUCGAUGACCAGCAUUGGGCAUCGAGUCGCAGUGAACUGAUUGCCGCCAAGGAGUUAUUGAAUCGAUUCAAAUAA